Messenger RNA from Neopelma chrysocephalum (saffron-crested tyrant-manakin), 3876 nucleotides. RefSeq names its product acyl-CoA binding domain containing 5 (gene ACBD5). Bases 121 to 1632 code for a protein of 503 amino acids. The record is from RefSeq and is a predicted model, not a curated record. Gene Ontology annotation, biological process: fatty acid metabolic process; autophagy of peroxisome. Gene Ontology annotation, cellular component: peroxisome. NCBI's taxonomy places the organism in Eukaryota, Metazoa, Chordata, Aves, Passeriformes, Pipridae. The transcript has 13 exons. Gene Ontology annotation, molecular function: fatty-acyl-CoA binding.
UACGGCCCGGCGGCUCCCGGCACCGCUCCGUGCAGGCGGCUGCGGCGAAGGAGCUGAGCUGAGCCCGCCCCGCUGGACGCGGCCCGGCAGCCGAGCAGGAGGCGGCGAGGGGCCGAGGCCAUGGCGGAGACCGGCUCCGUGCACGCCACCAGGUUCGAGGCGGCCGUGAAGGUGAUCCAGAGCCUGCCCAAAAAUGGUUCAUUCCAGCCAACGAAUGAAAUGAUGCUCAAGUUCUAUAGCUUUUAUAAGCAAGCAACCCAAGGACCCUGUAACAUUCCACGACCUGGAUUUUGGGAUCCCAUUGGUAGAUAUAAAUGGGAUGCUUGGAGUGCCUUGGGAAACAUGUCCAAAGAAGAAGCCAUGAUAGCCUAUGUUGAAGAAAUGAAAAAGAUUCUUGAGAGUAUGCCAAUGACGGACAAAGUUGAAGAAUUACUUCAAGUAAUAGGCCCAUUCUAUGAAAUAGUAGAAGAUAAAAAGAACAGAGGAUCUGACCUAACCUCAGUUCGAAUGGAGAAAGUCUCUAAGUAUUUGGAAGACCUCAGUAACGUCAUGAAUUCCACUUCAAAUAUAAAGGCUGUAAAUGGAAAAGCUGAAAGUAGUGACAGUGGAGCGGAAUCAGAAGAAGAGGGGCUUCGUGAAGAGGAAGAAAAAGAACUGCAGAUAAAUGGAAAGGACUAUAAGAAUGUGAAACCCGAAUCAGCAGCUGCUAAGGAUUUGGAAGGUAUUGUUAGGAAUGGCUGUUACAAGGACAGCUUUAUCACAGAUAUGCAGAAUGGCAUCCAGACCAAAUCUGCCUUGAAUGGCUUGAACCCAGAGGAAGAAACAAAUAAAGAGGAGCCAAGCCUAGAAAUAGCUAAUAACAGUGCUCACCAAGGUGCAAGUGAAGACAAUACUGAAGAGAUCUCAGCAACUCAGCACUUAACCAGUGAUUCAGACAGUGAAGUUUAUUGUGACUCUAUGGAGCAACUUGGACUAGAAGAGCCCUUGGAGAUCAUCGCAUCAGCUAAAGGAUCUUUAAAGCAUUCAUCCCAUUUCUUGGAUGUAGAUCACAGUCUUCUAUUAGAAAAUACGGAUUUUCCAAGGCGCACUCGCACGACUUACGGGAAUCUCCAAUCUGGAAAUACUGGAGAGGGAAUAGCUGAAGAACAAGGUGAAGUCAAAUGUGGAGGAGAAGAUGGCAAAGCCGGUAAUGGGGGCCCUCACAAGGAGAAAAAAGGUGGAGAAAAAGCAGAUUUCUACAGUGUCAGAAGAGGGAGAGGGCAUAGACUUCAGCCUUUAGGAGAUGGUUCCCAGGGUGGCCAGAUGGGUAGUGGAGGGGACGGCGAGCGCUGGGGAUCUGACAGGGGGCCCCGGGGAAGCCUCAAUGAGCAGAUCGCAGUGGUGCUGAUGCGGCUGCAAGAAGACAUGCAGAAUGUCCUCCAGAGGCUGCAUAUGCUGGAGGCAGUUACAGCAUCACAGGCAAAAUCUGCAACACCACAGUCAAAUUACCAGCCCGCCUCCUCUGUCAAGAAACCAUCAUGGUGGCCCUUUGAAAUUUCUCCUGGUAUUUUAGCUUUUGCUAUUGUAUGGCCAUUUAUUGCCCAGUGGUUGGUACAUGUGUAUCUUCAAAGAAAGCGAAGAAAACUGAACUGAGAAUUCAUGGCUUUGUAUAAGGACUUCUAGGAGAAGAUGGCCCUGGAAAGCGAAGGAAUUCUGAAUUCUCAUAGAAUCUCAGAACCUGGGAUGAUCUUCCUUAUGUUACAGUAAUAAUUUGUACUACCUUUGAGCUAAACAUUUAAGGACUAAUAUUAUUGAAACUUGAAUGAUUCACAGCUCCUAGGUUGCAAAUAAAUUUAAUAAUUCCAUCCUCAAAACCAUAUGAACAUUAAUUAUUUUGGAAUGUGCUUGUGAAUGGGCCUUCAGUAAUUACUGGCCUUGCUGAUGUCAGCUGAGGAAGAGAAUAACAUCUCUGUAAAAGAAUAAGUUAAAAAUAUGUAAAACUAUCACUUUAACAUAGAAAUAAUUUUACAAUCCCAACUUCCCUGCCUGUUUUUCCACAGGGUUAUAUAAUACCAGGUGAAAGCUCUAAUAAAGUAUGAAUUCAAUACGUUGCAAGCUGUUGGAAAUAUACAAUAUAGCUCUGAGGAAUCUACUGGUUAUUUUUUGCUGCUAAACAAGUGUGGGGCAAAUUUCCACAUAAAUUGGUCAUAAAUGAAGUUGAAUCCUUCACUUACCCUGUAAAAUUGUAAAGGCGAUUUGGGAAUUUGUAUAUGUUCUGAAAGUUAGAGCCAUUAAUAACAGGGGACUGUCAAAUACAAGUACAAGUUUGGACACGCUGUGUGGUACAAGGGAUCCACAUAAAGAGGAGGCUGCACCUUAUCUUUUUAACUUAAAUAAUUGUACUCUUGUUGACAACAGCUUAUUUUAACUGAAAUACAUAGUUUAGGCACAAGGUGCUUUAAACUGAGAUGAAAACUAGCUCUGUAAGUCUAUCUCUAAGCUUUUAAAAAGCUUAGUGCACUCUAAGUUUUCUGUUGUCAGGUUGCAUUAAAUUGAAGUAGGAUUUAAUCCAUUGUGGACUUUUCUCAAGUCACAUCUUGAAAAAUACCAAUUCUGGUAUUUCUCUCUUAUCCUUCUACUUACUUUCAAAACAAAACUUUUCAGCUAAUUUUGGUGCUGUUAUUUUUUUCCCCCCACAGAGUAUUUAUUAACCAAUAUACAGAUAAGAGUUACAAUUCUGUCAAGUUUGCUUGACUAAAGCAUGCUUUACACUUGAUUUUAAAAUAAAUUAAUAUAUAAGUUGUCUAAAUCUCUGGAAAAGGCAAAUGCACUAAAAUUAGAUUUGACAGAGAACUUAAGACUUUGCUAUAAAGAAUUAUACCACAACAUAAUCCAUGGUUAAGCUCUGAAUCUUCAGAAACUUCAUGAUUAUUGAUGAACUUUAAUUCUCCACCUGGACUACAUAUUACAAAUAAUUUUUAAGGAAAGUUUUUUUGUCCUUCCUGAAAAUCUUUUAUAGUUUGGAAAACAUUUUUCAUACAAGCUAUACUGUAUAAAAAUGUAAUCAGAGAAUUUAAUGUUUGUUUUACCCGAGAAAUUUUAAUCUUUUUAGUUACAUGCAGGGUUUUUUUUAGUUACAUUUCCCCUCUUCUGAUUUUCUUACUGUAAAGCUGAAUUAAAAAUUAAAUAAAAUGGUUGUAAUCUCUUUGAAGACUGCUGUAACAAUUAGAUGGUUUUGUGUGCCAGAGAUGAGUUUUUGGCAUGAGAUACACUGAAAACACAGGUUUGAACAAAGCUUAUCCUGGAAGGGAAGUGCUGCUGUGACCUGAAGCCCUUGUGCCCAAGCUUAAAGUUCCUAGAGUGAUUGACUUUUUACCACAAAAUAUAUAAAUCAUACAGGAAGGAUACUCUAGCUUGAAGGUCACAUGAAAAAUAACCCCCCUGUCCUGUCUUCUGCCAGGACAAAGCACCCUGGAGAGCCUCCCUGGCUCAGAACCAUGUUACACAUAGGUAUCAAGCUCUUAGAGAUGGGACAAACAUUCCCAAGGGUACUUAAUUGUUAACUUGCCACUGAAAUAAAUGUGGGCUUGUACUAUCCUUGUUAUUUAUUCAUGUUUCAAUAAAUCAAUCCCUUAAUAUUUUGUAUUUUAUCUUGAACUUUCUUAAUGUUUACUAAAUGGUGUACGUUGGAUGCUGGGACUGUACAGAAGAGCCUGCUGGCUGUGUCAUGAAGAAUCGGUCUCAACCUUAGAAGUUGUAAUAUAAAACAACAUCACUUUUGCAACAAUUUACUUGUAACUCAGAACUGGGCCUCAGCCUCUAGGGCUAUCUCAAACUCACUGUGACUGGAACAGAUUCCUAGUUAACUGGUAUUUCAGAUUAAAGGUAAGGAAAACU